Messenger RNA from Acanthopagrus latus (yellowfin seabream), 5294 nucleotides. RefSeq names its product potassium voltage-gated channel subfamily A member 7. Lineage: Eukaryota; Metazoa; Chordata; Actinopteri; Spariformes; Sparidae. The record is from RefSeq and is a predicted model, not a curated record. Gene Ontology annotation, cellular component: membrane; voltage-gated potassium channel complex. The coding region runs from base 527 to 2167 and encodes 546 amino acids. Gene Ontology annotation, molecular function: protein binding; delayed rectifier potassium channel activity. The transcript has 4 exons. Gene Ontology annotation, biological process: potassium ion transmembrane transport; protein homooligomerization.
GCACACCGAGCGUGAGAGAGAGCACAAGUGAAGACAGUGAGUGACCUCGCUUAACCACCUUAACUGCACCCGCGCUGCAGAUUAACACCGCCGCAGCCCCUGAAGGAGCCACGCUGCUCCUGCUGUCGCCUCCCCUCCCAAACACAUGAAGGUGGGACGAUAUGGAGGAGCGGGAGGAGGAGGGGUUGUUUGAAUAUCAUGAUGAGGAAAUUGAUAUACAAACUGUCUCAGAGGGAGGGAAGGGUCAGCCCUAAAGGCACCCAGAGGGUGAGGUACAGUAGGAGAGUCGUGGUCACACAGCGGAGGUGCGAUUAAUUUAAAUCAGAAGCUCUGGCAGGCAGACGGUUAAGAGGAGGAGGCCAGUCUGCGGUUGGUUUCCACUGGGUGCACUGGACAUGGUGAUAAACUGGUGAUGAGCAUGAAUUUGACUGCAUAGAGUUGCUUGGCUGGAUUGACAAGGAUACUGAGUAAACCUUGAUGUGUAUCCUGCAGAGUGAAGAGACAAAAAGGUAACUGUGACUGAGAGAUGGAUAAUCAAGACAAAGGAGGAGGUAAAGGAGGUGAAGAAGGAGGAGGGCAACGAAAAGAAAAACAGAAAGUCGAGGAGGCUGGUGAUGAAGAUAAGCGGACCAAAGACAAGCACAACAAGCUGGAGAAGGAGAAGGAGCCAAGUGGAGAGUCCAAGAAGGAGAACCGUCGAGGUCAUUUGAAGAGCGGUUGGGCUCUGACUGAACGCCUGGCCAUCAAUGUGUCAGGGAUGCGUUAUGAGACCCAGCUCCGAACCCUCGCCCAGUUCCCCGACUCCCUUCUGGGUGACCCCCGACGUCGUCAUCGCUAUUUUGACCCCUUGCGGAACGAACUCUUCUUAGACAGGAGCCGUGUCUGCUUCGAUGCCAUCUUGUACUUCUACCAGUCGGGCGGGAGGCUGCGAAGGCCUGCAAAUGUCCCUCUGGACAUGUUCCUGGAGGAGCUGCACUUCUACCAGCUGGGAGAGGAGAUCAUUGACCGCUACAAAGAGGAUGAAGGCUUCCCCAAGGAGGAGGAGAGGCCCUUACCCAGCAAUGAGUUGCAGCGCCGCCUUUGGAUGCUAUUUGAGUGUCCGGAGUCGUCUGGAGGAGCUCGGAUCAUUGCCAUCAUCAGCGUCAUGGUCAUUGUUAUCUCCAUUCUUAUCUUCUGCCUUGAGACUCUGCCUGAGUUCAGGAAUGAGAAGGAGCAGAGGGAGCAAUUCACCAUCGUACCUCACCCCACCAUCGCAAAUGAAACCAUCAUGAUCCCCCCUGGCUUCACCCCCUUCCAGGACCCCUUCUUCAUCACAGAGACGAUCUGCAUCUGCUGGUUCUCAUUUGAACUCAUCGUGCGAUUCGCCUGCGCCCCGAGCAAGACGCACUUCUUCAAAGACGUCAUGAACACCAUCGACUUCUUCGCCAUCAUUCCCUAUUUUGUCACCCUGGGCACGGAGCUGGCCAGGGACAAAGGUGCACAGCCAUCUGUGUCUCUUGCCCUCAUCAGGGUCAUCAGGCUGGUGAGGGUCUUCAGGAUCUUCAAGCUCUCUCGGCACUCUAAAGGCCUCCAGAUUCUGGGCCAGACGCUGAAGGCCAGCCUCAGAGAGCUUGCCCUGCUCAUCUUCUUCCUCUUCAUUGGAGUCAUACUCUUUUCUAGUGCGGCCUACUUUGCUGAGGUGGACAGUCCUAACACAGCGUUCACCAGCAUCCCUGAGGCAUUCUGGUGGGCUGUGGUAUCUAUGACGACAGUCGGCUAUGGGGACAUGUACCCCGAGACGGUCGGGGGAAAGUUGGUGGGCUCCAUGUGCGCCAUCGCCGGCGUGCUCACCAUCUCUUUGCCAGUGCCCGUCAUUGUGUCCAAUUUCAGCUACUUCUACCACCGCGAGACGGAGUGUGAAAUCACUACCCAGUACCAGCAUGUCUCCACAUCGCUCUGGGAAAAGGACGGAGAGGGCGAUGACGAGGAUGAGGAUGAGGAUGAGGAAGGAGCGGAAGAGUUCCCUGAUUACAUGGGAGAGUAUGCACCCCUUUACGGGCAGGAGAGUAGGGGUAUCUGCCCGCCGCUCAAUGGGACUCUCCUGGCAGGGCUUUGUCCCGGACAGGUUGCUGGUGAUCUGAGAGGGAUGAACUUCUACCUUAAAGAACCACUGGUCACUCAGGUUUGAGAGAAAGCACGAUGGACUGUUGGGUGUUUUCAGAUUAACACUAAAACACUGUCUGCCUCACAUCAAGAUAAGGAGAGUAGAUGGAAAGAUACUUUGCAACUAGAUGGCGAUGGUGGUGAUACAGGACAAUAUGUACACAAAGACUUGCACUGACAUAAGCCUUAAUUUGUGCCUCUCAUGUGAACAUGUUUUUUUUUUUAGAUUGGCGGCUUGUACAUGAUUGUACUGGAGUAACAGAUAAAAAGAAAGCAUGUCCAUCCAUUCAUUCAUUGUCUACUGCUUAUCCGGGGUCGGGUUGCGGAGUCAGCAGGCUAGAGUAGGUACGGCAUCCCAGACAUCCGUCUCCCCAGCAAUGCUUUCAAGCUCCUCCUGGGAGGCCCCGAGGUGUUCCCGGGUCAGAUGAGAUAUAUAAUCGCUUCAGCGGCUUCUGGGUCUGCCACAGAGUCUCUUCCCAGUGAGUUGUGCCCAGUAAACCUCCAAAGGGAAGCAUCCAGGAGGCAUCCUAAUCAGACGCCUGAUCCACCUCAGCUGGCUGCUUUUGAAGCAAAGGAGCAGCAGCUCUACUCCGAACUCCCCAGGGAUGCCAGAGCUCAAGGGCUGAGCCCAGCCAUCAUAUGGAGGAAACUCGUUUUGGGAAACAGUGUUGCAUUAGCAUAUGUAGCAGUGUUCUUUUCCGGAACUGGCAGAGUGACAGUGUUCAUUAGCAGGGUUACAAAACUACUUUUGGUGACCCCUUCAAGAAUUGCUUUUGAGACAGUUUAUUUUCCCUCCAAAGUUAAUUGGCUCAAAUACAAAAAUUCUUCCAUCCAUCUACUGCACAAUAAACAUAUUUUGAACUACUUACCAAGUUGCAACUCUGUUUUUUAAACCAAACAAACAUGGCAGCCAAAAGUGACAUAGCCUACUGGGCCGGGAAAAUAAGACUUACUCAGACAUAUUAAGAUGGUAUAAAGACUUCAGGUAAAUAUUUAAUUUCCAUUUACCUUAAAAAUUCCUGAAAUUGGGAAGAAAAAUGGUACUAAAUCUACAGAAUCUUGGAAUUUCACUGGAAAUAAUCUACAUUUAAUCCCAUGUAAACACUCAGUCAUAUUUAUUUAUUAUUGACAACAUUGUAUUCCCUGGCUGCUUUGUAUGGAUAUAUUUUCCAUGAAUAGCUAGAUAGAUCUCCUGCACACUGUAUCUCUUGGCUACACUGACAAUAUAUUUAAAAUGCAAUUGCUGAAAGUGUGCCAGUUAUACAGAAUUUUCCUAAAUGUUUCCAACAGAUCUUAACUGGCCAUGGUGGUUGUUUACCUCCUAUGUCAUGGCGUCUCCAAACUACGUCUUUUUUUUUUUUUUUUUAAGUUCAAAUCUUCCAGCCGCCAUUUUUGCUCAAUAAAAGAGUGCAACAUGGAGAGCAGGUUAAAAAUCUUUUUUACUGUGCAAGAGAAUGUCUUUCAUCACAGCUGAGCACAGGAAUAUUCAAGGGAUGUCAAAACAGAGAAAAGUUUUUGUGAAGUUUUAUCUUUUUGCUCAUCUUACCUGCAAGUAAUCAUCCAAAAACUCGUAAAAUCGUAAAAAGGAAAAACACACAAGAGGCAAAAACUUGGGUCACACAGACACCAAAACUCAAUGUAAAUGACUAUAAAGAGAUGCUGGACAGAUACUUCAGAGACAUACAACAUUUGUAUCAUCCCUGUCAACCGUUUGCUGAGGUCACUGUUGCUCUAACAUGUCACCGAACACGACUCGUGCUGCAUGCUGCUAAUGCACAGUGAAUCUUGCAGGUGUUGGUUCACUGUACUUGUCAGAGUCAUGGCAGAAAUGCGGUGCUGUAAUCUCGUGCUGACAUGGACACAAAGAGAUUAAUCAUCGUCUUCCGCGGUCAUGUAGUCGCAGCAAAGCCAGUUUGUAUGUCACAUAGUUACACAGGGAAAUAGAGACAUGAAUGUAUGGAGGAAGCUGAUAUCGUGUCAGAGACGGUAAAGCUCAGGGUCAGCUGACAUUUCACAGAGACCUUAUACACUGAUGGUCUGAGGCAACACCAGUCACUACUGUAAACUAAAGUUAGCGACAUUGGUGGUAGCGUUGUUGCUGCUCUGAGUCGUUUGGAGUCUUUUCACACACAUUUAUCUCACUAACUAUUAAUAAAUAAAUGGUCAGUUCCUUGAUGUAUGUGUCUGACUGAAAUGUUGUUCACGGUGUAAUCCAGUUGUGGCAAAGCAUUUCUUUGAUUCAUUCUGUCACUAUGAGAAAUUUAAGUUUAACUUAAAACAGUUUUCUCAAUAGAAAUUCUGGAAAAUUAAAGGUGCUAUUUGUAAGAAUAUUUUUGAGUCAAAUACUGACACGUUGGGAACGUGGGUCGGGCCGGCUGCUACCCACUGUAUCAGUAUUUGACGAGUUGGGAAUAAGAAAAAAAGGAACUUUUCUUACAAUACUGACCUUCAAAAUAUAAUAACAAACUGUAAUAUAUCAGUUCAGUGGCAUAACAUGGAAGAUCAUACAUCAGAUUCAACCAUUUUUGUCAAAAUCUGGAAGAAACUGAGAAUGUGGAUAAGCAACAAGAGUUUUUAUGGAGAUUUUAAAAAUCACUCUUUUAGUAAAUUCUUGUCACUGCUGGAAUUAACACUUGUGAAGAGUUAAAACAUAGUAAAGGAACAUACUUUUAUAAGUGGUGUGAAUGUAGUAUGAGCUGUGUUUAUUCCAAAGACACAUUAAGCUGCGUAUAUGUACGUUUAUUUAUGUCUUACUUAAUUUAAUAAAGAUCAUAUUUAAUCACUCAUGUCAUGGAUUUCUGGAUACCUUAGAAUGUGAUGAUGUGUGCACGACAUGAGUCGUGUGCACAGUAUUCUCAGAGGGUGGUGCACACUGCAUACUCUGUUAGUAUUAUGGUCAGGAAAGCCCUGAGGAGAGGAGAGUCAGUCCACAUUUUUAUUGCCCUCUGCUUCAUGUGAUGAGUGAUCCUGCCUCUAGAUGUCAGACUCAGUUUAAAACACAAACCAGGACAUCUGUCUCACUCCUGCUACCAGUGGACUUGAUUUACAGUACUUCAGAGUAACCGAACGCUACAGUUCUCUUCUUGAAAUGAUCAUGUUCAUUCGUGCCAUAUGAUCCAUAUGAAUUACGUUAUGUUAUCUGCAUUCCUCUC